CUAUCUCUCUUCCUUCUCCCUCGUUCUGAUUCAUGCCUUCCGUCGUCUUUCUCCUCCGCCAGUAGCGAUAACAUUCUAGAAGGUGAUCUCAGCUCCAUCCAUGUCCUGCAUCAAUGGUAUGGGCACACCCUCCUUUUUCUCCCCAAAUUAUCUGCUACAAGUCCAACCACGCCACGAAGAACCCCCCCAGCAAGACCUCACCGCAGCGGUGGCUCCGACGAUACUGAGGAAGAGAGCCAUGCCCUUAUCAGGAAUCAGAAUUAACGGCGAAGAGGCCGCGAAGCCGGAGGAUGAUGAGCUCUCUGAUGACGGCGCGCAAGCAGGGGAGAAGAAGAGGAGACUCAGCACGGAACAGGUGAGGGCACUGGAGCAGAGCUUUGAGCUGCAGGGGAACAAGCUGGAGUCGGAGAGGAAACUGCAGCUGGCCAACGCUCUCGGGAUGCACCCGAGGCAGGUAGCCAUCUGGUUCCAGAACAGGAGGGCCAGGUGGAAGACCAAGCAGCUGGAGAAGGACUAUGAGCUGCUCAAGAUCCAAUUCGAUGCCUUCAAAUCACAGAAUGAGACCCUCAAACAACACAAGAAGAAGCUGCAAUCUGAGAUUUUGGCUCUCAAAGGUAGGGAAAAGGCACAAGGACUACUCAUCAAUCUCAAUAAAGUAACUGAAGGUUCUUGCGGCAACAGGAGCGAGAGCAGCUCUGACAUGAUCAACUUGCAAGACAUUAAUUCAAGGACAUCAGUCAGCGAGAGCCUUCAGCUUCAUCCGCACCAAAGCUUGAAUCUGUUUGAACGAUAUUGCAACAAGAAUGAUGAAAAUGUCGUGGAGGAUGGAAACCUUAGUAGCUUAUUGUGCAGCGUCGAGGAUCACGACCAACCCUUUUGGCCAUGGUCAGACCUUCACAACUUCCAUUGAUGUGCCACCAAGUGAGUCAUAAUAUAAUAAUAAAUAAUGUUGCAAGAUCAUAUAAUCCGAAAUGUCGAGCUUUUUUCUUCUGGCUUA
Molecule: messenger RNA, 997 nt
Organism: Zingiber officinale
Lineage: Eukaryota; Viridiplantae; Streptophyta; Magnoliopsida; Zingiberales; Zingiberaceae
Product: homeobox-leucine zipper protein ATHB-13-like
Exons: 3
Coding region: 101-910 (269 amino acids)
Biological process (GO): positive regulation of DNA-templated transcription
Cellular component (GO): nucleus
Molecular function (GO): sequence-specific DNA binding; DNA-binding transcription factor activity, RNA polymerase II-specific
Source: RefSeq, a predicted model, not a curated record